Molecule: messenger RNA, 994 nt
Organism: Drosophila ananassae
Lineage: Eukaryota; Metazoa; Arthropoda; Insecta; Diptera; Drosophilidae
Exons: 3
Coding region: 111-911 (266 amino acids)
Source: RefSeq, a predicted model, not a curated record
UCCGAUAUCCUCAUUCAACUGCUAUCAUCCCAAGGCAUAACAUCGUAUCUAAAAAAUAAAAGGGCGCUGAAAAAAGCAAAACUUUCGUAAUUAAUAAUUUGCCACAAAAAAUGCCGAAAGUUCAAGCCAACAAAGUGCCUCAGGAAAAGUCAAAGCUCAGGAUGAAGAAAGGACCUGGGAACAAAACGAAGCCGAAACAGGAAAGAAAUGUUGCCGCAAAGGACCAGAAGAUGCCAGCGGACCAGAAGGACGAACAAAACAAGCUGAAGGCUUCUGUUAAAAAUAUUCUACAGGUAACUGUCAAACAUGACGAUCUGGCUGAGGAUAAGAAGGAGUUUCCCAAGGAUAAAGACGUUCGGCCAAGGGCUGAGCGUAGGGAAAUGCGCCAGUUAGUUAUCAGUGACGAAAGUAUCCAGCGUUUCGAGCAAGUUGCAAUUAUCCUCCCAGCCCCGGAAAUGGGCCGUGCCAUCAUAACCGAAGUUCGUCAGUUUGUUGAUCCUGAUUUGCAGUUCCUGGCCCGUUUGAAUAUGCUGCCAGUCCGCCAGGGUAAUAAUCGGCAUUUGUGUCCAAGACUGAUCAGAAAUCGCUCGGCACUAUUGUUGCAUUGUGCCAAUCGCCUCAACAACGAAUACGAACGUCUUUUGCGCUACAAUCGCCGUCAGAACGCACUUCGCCAGAUGAUCCGUCUACAGCAUAAUAAUAAUUGGCUCCUGUUUGAGGUUGAUUGGACAAACUUUAUAAUGUUAACGGUUGGAUUUAUCCUAAUGUUAGCUGUUAUCUCGAUCUUUUGCGAUCCGGUAUUUUUUAAUCCACGCUCGCCGAGGAUGCCACGUCCCAGUCCCUUUUUUGGGCAUCGCUUCUGGGCGGCUCUUCAGAUUAUGAUGAGCUAUUGGGGCAUGGAUCCCAAGUAAAAUUUCAUUUGUUUUGUUAUUCAUUUUCAAAUCUCUUGUUGUCAAUGUGGCCUUUUAAUUAAAAUGUUCAAAAUUUUAUCACA